AUGCAGAACAAGAAGAUGAACGUCGAAGUGCGCACAGAGCGUGCGCAUAAGACAAUGGCGAUGUUAGAGGAGCGGUACCGCAACUCAGACAAGGAACCCAUACACUUCCAACUCCUCAAAGUUCAAAGAUACCAAGCACUUAUGUACUACGGACAACAAGCACAGGUGGAUGCUCUCAUCAAGGCAGACAAACAACCUGAUGGGAGCAAGCAUAAGAGCGGCAUCCAAGGUGCAAGGAGACCGAAUGCUACUAUGACUGAGGCAAGCAUAAGAGCGGCAUCCAAGGUGCAAGGAGACCGAAUGCUAAGGGAACAGUUGAGAGUGCAGAACAAGCGUCAAAACACCCAGACAAUUAACCAUGUUGAGAGGGGCACUACAGCUACUAACAAACGGCAUAAACCGGCCAACGGUCCAUUCAAUCAAACCAAACCAACAGGACAAGCCCAGGAAAAGAAAGGGUCGCGUGAAGAGCGUCCAUGUCCCUAUUGUAAGGUGAUGCCAGCCUCACAUCGGUUCAGUCUAUGUCCCAACAAGGCUUCGAAUCAGGUCAAGCAGGCUGAAGAACGGGUCAAGAAGGAUGUGCAAAUAGCAAGACUGUCCAUUACCACUGGCAAGGUAAAGACAUUACGGAGGGUGAUGAACACUGAAACAACUGGUGGGCGGAAGCAAACAUGA
Sphaeroforma arctica JP610 is the source of this 675-nucleotide messenger RNA. RefSeq lists its product as hypothetical. NCBI's taxonomy places the organism in Eukaryota, Ichthyosporea, Ichthyophonida. The record is from RefSeq and is a predicted model, not a curated record. The coding region runs from base 1 to 675 and encodes 224 amino acids. The transcript has 2 exons.